AUGAUUGUAAUGAUAUAAUUAAGGUGUUUGAAGUAGAUGAUUUUGAUUACAACGAAGCUCAAAGAGAAUUAGUCAAUGGUAUAGUUGAAGCAGAUGAUUUCGAUUGUAACGAAGUUCGAG
Racocetra persica is the source of this 120-nucleotide messenger RNA. The record is from the annotation of a GenBank genome assembly. Lineage: Eukaryota; Fungi; Glomeromycota; Glomeromycetes; Diversisporales; Gigasporaceae.